Molecule: messenger RNA, 1476 nt
Organism: Penicillium griseofulvum
Lineage: Eukaryota; Fungi; Ascomycota; Eurotiomycetes; Eurotiales; Aspergillaceae
Exons: 2
Coding region: 1-1476 (491 amino acids)
Source: RefSeq, a predicted model, not a curated record
AUGACAUCUUGGCCAGGGGUAGCGGAAUGUGGAUCCUGGCCGCCGUGCACGGCAGACGGCUAUACCAACGAUAGGAGUGAAGUCUGCCUUCCCAACAUUUCAUUUGCUCCAACUUCACGGCCGGAGUCGCAAAAGGGGGCUAGAGCAUGGAGUUCCGUAGCAUCGGAAACUCUGCCAUUAUCAUCACUUAUUCCCGGAGACUUUGGUCCAAUAACGACAUCAACAGCGCCAAUAUUCGGCCACACCGGACCAGACACGGUCGAUUAUGGCGAUGAAGCUACCGAAAACGAGCCCUGGUCACAAAAUCUCCAACAACGGAAUGAAUAUGAUGCCUUCACCGAGUCAUCCGUCGCAUCAUUUCAGAUUCAGUACUCCCCUGAAAUAGAUGAGCCAACCAACUGGUAUCGCGUACCUGCGCCGCCCCCUGAACCGGCCCACACCAGCGCCAAUGUGGCAAAACUUAUAGGAGAAGUAUUAAGUGCACAUGAAGAUGUGUCAGCCAAGCGCUAUCGUAUCCGGGAAAUGCGGCAUAUACUUCGACAGAAACGUGAUGAGGAAGAUGAUAUGCGGGUUGCAUUACGGAGCAAAUUGAAUCUCAUAACUGCCGAACAUGUACAUGAGGAUAUUUCUGCUAUUAAUCACACUAUCAACGACCUCCAAGCUGUGACAUCGUCUUAUUUCAUUCUUGAAAAUGAGUAUCAAAGACAGGAAGAAAUACUCGCGCAGCUGGAAUACGAUUACGACAGACGGUUAGAAAGUUUACACACCAUUUUCAAGAACCAAGGCGGCUCCUUGGCACACCUCCAACCAGUGAACUCGGACCCCGAAUCCUCCUCGGCAGACUAUACCUCGGACUAUGGAGAUCAGGUGGUGCCCCAAGUGGCUGACUACCUCUCGAUGAUUGGCGAGGCGCGCAUACUCGCGGAACGACUGUCACAGCUAGAGACGGAAUACCUAGUCCUUGUCGACCAACGUGAGCUUCGCGAACGAGUUGGUAUCCCACUCGAUAGCGCGGCACUCAACUUCCUCCUUCGAUACGAAGAUGAAAAGAAUAAAAUCGAGACCGAGCUAAAAAUAACCCGCCAUCACAUCGAGUCGCACCCGGAACAUUCUAAUCGCUCUGCGCAGAUGGAGGAAGAAAACGAAGAGAAGAUGAGACAAAAUUUCAUGCUCAAUAUACUAGAGGAUCAGACGUACAAUGAUCCACUACACUCAUCAGAAUUUGAGGAUUCAUCACCGUUCUUUGCGUCCGCGCACCCACAUCCUAUCAACAAAGGCACUUUCGUGAAUCGAUGGCUUCUUCAUCGGUUGCGGCACUCAAGAGUUGAGAUUAUGCGCUUUAAGUCUGCACCUGAACUGAUAGAUCUGGAUAAUAAGGGCUGGGGGUCGGAUAAUAUUAGCAAGAUGGCGAUGAUGCUUUGGUUUCAAGAUGGAGCGGCCAGUGUGGAACAUAUUAGGAGUCAAUCAGCUAUGUAG